UCCCCACUUCUCUAUUUCAUAAUCUUCUGCCUCCCUUUUAUAAACUUCUCUCUCCCUCUCUCUCAAAAACACAAGAAAGCGAAAAGAAAAAAAAAACCAUCUUUCAUGGCAGUUGAAGCUCGGCAUAUGAACCUGUUCCAGUCUAAGUUCAUCACAAACAGAGAUUUCGUGAAACUCAAUCAGGGAAAUCCCAACAUGUACAAUACCCAGAUGGAUUCUAUGUUGCCUCAGGCUGCAGCAAUGCCUGAAACGCUUCCACCUUAUUACCAAUCUGUUGAUUGCGGCAAUCUGGGUGGUUCAACCAAGACCUUCAUGAACAAGGCUGAUAGUGGACUCACCUAUGCUAUCCCUGUCCCUGAUCAGCGAAAGCGUCCUAGAGAUUCAAUCAAUGACUUCAAUGCUUUACCAAUCCGUCAAAAAACCAACAAAGUCUCAGGCUUGCCAUCUUUUCUCGACCAGGACUUUAUCCUCCGGGCUCAUCAACAACAAUUAGAGAUCGAUCGCUUCCUUGCCCAACAUGCUGAAAAAGUAAGAUUGGAAAUUGGGGAGCAAGAAGAGCGGCAAUCAAGAAUGUUGGAAUCAGUAUUCCAGGAAGCAAUCAUGAACAAACUGAAAGAAAAAGACGAGGAGAUUCAGAGAAUGGGAAAGCUGAAUUGGGUCCUUCAAGAAAGAGUGAAAAGCCUAUCUAUAGAGAAUCAGAUUUGGAGAGAGUUGGCACAAACUAAUGAGGCCACAGCCAAUACUCUUCGCAGCAAUCUAGAACAAGUCCUGGCCCACGUUGCCGAAGACCGCCACGUGGCAGCCACGGCGGACGACGCCGAAUCGAGCUGCGGGAGUAACGACUUUGGGCGGUGCACGCCACCACCGCUCAAUGACGGCGGCGAUGAGGCGGUGGGUGGUGGUGGCAAUAGGAUGUGUAAGAAUUGUGGGGUUGGGGAGUCAAGGGUGUUAUUGCUACCAUGCAGGCAUCUAUGUUUGUGUACUAAUUGUGGCUCCACUCUACGCACUUGUCCAGUAUGUCAUUCUGUCAUGACUGCUAGCGUAAAUGUUAAUUUGUCUUAGGAAAAAAAAGAAAAA
This is a messenger RNA of Quercus robur (English oak), 1077 nucleotides long. RefSeq names its product BOI-related E3 ubiquitin-protein ligase 1-like. Gene Ontology annotation, biological process: regulation of programmed cell death. Gene Ontology annotation, molecular function: ubiquitin-protein transferase activity. The transcript is spliced from 3 exons. The coding region runs from base 106 to 1062 and encodes 318 amino acids. The record is from RefSeq and is a predicted model, not a curated record. Lineage: Eukaryota; Viridiplantae; Streptophyta; Magnoliopsida; Fagales; Fagaceae.